AUGACUAUUAUCAAAGUUGCCCUAAAAUUGUUGCCAACAUUUGCAACAAGAGAUGUUAUGGCGGACGUACUAUCGUGCAGAUUCACAUGUUUCUGUGUUAAUCUUCUCUCAACUGCAAUUCCUGUUUCGGUGAAGGAAAGCGGUGUUUGGAGUCCUCCACAAAUUCUGAUAACAAUUCGAUUAAUUCAUUUGGCGGACAACGAAGAUGAGGUUCCACUUGUGCGAUCCGCUGCCAUCCUACAGCUCGUUUCAUUGGCUCGUCAGAUUGGAAAUGAGUUCAAAACCGAAUUGGCUCCUCUUCUCUCCGGUCUGGUAGGUGAUAGUCAACGCAUCGUUCGAUCUGCUUGUGUCACCCCUCUUCUCGAAUUAGGCAAGAUGUUGAACAACAACGAAACCGCAGAAUACGAAACAACCAUCCAAGCUUCACUGGACAAACUCAAUGAAGAUGGUUCUCGGGAUACUCGACGAGCAUUGGCCGGGACUAUGGCGGAGUUGCAAAAGAUUGCUGUAGCUAAGGGUGGAAACGCAAAGUCCCUUCACUUGAUGAUGAUGAACUUAUUGGAAGAUAAUGAGGUGGAAACACGUCGAAUUGCUGCCAGUCAAUUCCAAGAAUUCUGCUUGGCCUCACCGGUGGAUGUUCAACGAGAUUUUCUCCUUCCACGUCUUCAAGAGCACCUGAACAUGGAACGAGAAGAGCGUGUUCGUUGCGAGUUGGUUGCAGCCGCAGUAGGACUCUUGCCGGCACUUUCUACUGCCAACGCUGUCGCUUCGUCUGAAGACACCUCGACAGGCCAAAUGACUCCCCUACUAGCUCUUGUUCGGCCUAUCCUCGCCUUUCUUAAUAACAACUCUGACCAGCCGAAGCAGUACGUGUUUGAAUAUUUCGCUCAAUUAAUGUCCUUUAUCCCCGCUAGUGAGAUUCAAUUGACCAUCUUGCCAAGUCUGGUGAACCUCUGGCAAGGCAAAAAUUGGCGUGUGCGUCUAGGUGUUGUCCAAUCGCUUCCCUGUCUAUUCGCAACAUUGCCCGAGAGCUGCCUGCGUGAAACCAUACUCCCAUCAACUUUAGCCUGGUUAAUAGACCCAACGUGGGCAGUUCGAGACUGCGCAUGUCGCUCCCUGGCUCGUCUUCUCCUUGUCUGCCCGGCUGCUGCAACUGAUGCUAUAAUGGGCACUGCUGCCAAUUCAUCAGGAAGCAAUGACAAAGACACAGCCAACGCUGCAGCAAGUGCUACCAACACAUCUGCAUCGACAACUGCAUCCACCGCGAGUGUGGAAAAAGCAUCCCUAUCAUCAGGUGGACCAGAAGCUGCUGCUGGAGCUGGGGGAGACACCGGGGCUCCGCUAUCGAUUGCUGCUAUGGCCGCGAAUGCCUCGGCUAGAGGGUUGAGAGCUCUGGCAACAGAGCAGAAUUAUCACCUGCGGCAGAUUUUCAUUCUUGCUGUUCAAGCCCUAUGGGGACCGGGUAUUCCAGUAGAGCCCUCUUACAGCGCCCUCGGUGAUCCCUCGCCUUCUGCGGGCCUGAUAUCACCCGCCGAUCUCUACGAUUACGUUCUCAACUCUGCUCGCGAUCAGCAGCAUGUGGGGAAAAAGGGAAGCAGCAGCGGGAAAAAGUCCUCAGGUGCCACCCCUACUUUGCCAGAGGGUUGUGACCCCUCCCCGGGACAGCGUCUCCCCUCAACAGCCAUCACCACUUGUCUACCACUUCUGCUUCAACUCCUCACUGACGACCCGGUGGCCAACGUCCGCUUCGCUGCUGCUCGCACUCUCGUUAUCAUUUCGGGCGCUAUUGAUAGCAAAAGCGUGCAGAAACAGGUGAUUCCAGCACUGAAAAAGGUACUAGAAGAUGAAAAGGACGCAGAUGUUCGCUUCUUUGCCCAAGAUGCUCUUAGACGUAAGUUCUCAACUGCUUUACAUCUCAAGGCCCAUUCAUAUACGAAGGCCUUUGAGAAAAUUAACAAUGAACUCGGACUGAUUGAAUUAACUUCUGCUAAUAUUCAUGAAACCACUCCUCAACACCCCCCUCCCUCUCUUGCGCACUUAGUGGGAGUUGAGAUAACAUAUCUCACCUAG
Messenger RNA from Rodentolepis nana, 2070 nucleotides. Lineage: Eukaryota; Metazoa; Platyhelminthes; Cestoda; Cyclophyllidea; Hymenolepididae. The record is from the annotation of a GenBank genome assembly.